AUGGCUCGCAACCGGAGCCCCUCGCCAUCCGACCACUUCCCACUUGGUCACUCGGCGACUUCGCCGCAACCCAUGGUCUCCAAGCGGGACAAGCGACGUACGAUGCUGGCCGACAAGCUCUCGGAGAUGAUGGCCUCGUUCUCAGACAACAGGGAUUCACACUACAGGGCCCAGCUCGCAGCGCUUCAAGCCGACUUGAACCUCAUUCUCAAGGCUGACCCUUAUGCCAACAAGCCGCUUGAGGAUGGUGGAGAGGAAGCCGCCGAGCUGAUUUCGCAGAUCAUGGGCAGUAAUCUCCCUGCUGCGCCGAGCGCUGGCACCGACUAUAUCGCUCAGGUUGGGAAACACUACGCGCGCUUCGUCGAAGCUGUCAACGAUUCCCUGGAGGAGCGUGACUUCAACCUCACUAUGCUUUGGAACAAGCACGAGAACAUGAAGAACGAGAUCGAGAACGCGCAUCUCUACAAAGUCCAAAUUGCUGAGCAAGAGCACAAGCUGCUCGCUGACACGAUCCGAGAACGCCUCACGGCAAGCCUCACAGCUAGAACUACACGGCUCAAGCGAGAAAAGGAGCAAUUAGACCUCUCCGACAGCAAUGCCAUGCUUCUCCAUCCUAAUCAGUUUAGUAUCACGCACCCGGCGAGCCCCGGUGGCCCGCAGGCUCCACGAAAAACCCGCAGGACGGGACACAAAUUCGGUGACCAAGAGGAUAUGGCGACCGGAACUGAGAAUAAGAGAAAGCGGAAGCUUUUCGAAGAUAACGAAAAUGAUUCCCCUGGCCCGUCAGGUCGGAAUGUGGAUCUUGGCGUAGGCUCACCGUUCCGCGAGGCAAAGGCGAAGACCAUGCACGCUCAGUUUGAAGCUUCUGCUUACUCCCUCGAACGACUCUUCACCGAGAAAGAGCUCAAUAUGGCGAUGAACCAUGCGACCGUCGCUGCUUCAAACUUCUUCGCUAAAAUGAAGAACCCAGACAAUGCUCAGGAUUCCGCUGCGAACGGUACGAAUGGCGUCAAUGGUGACCAUGCUUUUGAUCACGGAGACGGCGCUGAUGCUGACCACGACUCUGAUUCUCCGCCCGGUCCCAUUGAUAUGGGUCGCCAAGUUUCGUCAAAUCCUCAUGCUACCCGUGGGGCAACGCGCUCUGCUAUGGGACCAGCGGGAAUUGCAAAUGGUCGCUGGCCCUUCAUUGUCAAUCCACCAUACAUCCUUCCCGCAAACAUUGCGUCGAAAGUAAACGCCUCUGCUCCGCCACCGGCCCCACUGGCCCCGCAGGACGCUGAGCAGGAUCUCAUGUUGAUGAUGCGCGACGCUCCGCCAGACGAUACCCUCAACGAGAAGUUGCUCGCUGCAGCUGUCGCCCCGAUCAAAGCACGAGAGUACCAAGUCCAACCCCCUGGCUUUCAGCAACCCGUCCCCGAGAUUACGAGCCAGAUUCGUGCCAUCGCCCCGCACCUCGAAGUUAGCACAAUGGGAGGCAUUCCUAUGAGCGCGCAGAGCAGUAUGGGCGGCUAUAGCCGCGCUAGUACACCGAGACCUCGGCGCGGAGUUUAG
This is a messenger RNA of Lindgomyces ingoldianus, 1551 nucleotides long. RefSeq lists its product as uncharacterized. Gene Ontology annotation, molecular function: histone deacetylase binding. Gene Ontology annotation, biological process: negative regulation of transcription by RNA polymerase II. The record is from RefSeq and is a predicted model, not a curated record. The coding region runs from base 1 to 1551 and encodes 516 amino acids. The transcript is spliced from 2 exons. Gene Ontology annotation, cellular component: Sin3-type complex. Lineage: Eukaryota; Fungi; Ascomycota; Dothideomycetes; Pleosporales; Lindgomycetaceae.